Messenger RNA from Aureobasidium musti, 609 nucleotides. Lineage: Eukaryota; Fungi; Ascomycota; Dothideomycetes; Dothideales; Saccotheciaceae. The record is from the annotation of a GenBank genome assembly.
AUGACACCUCCGAAAGAAUCCAAAGAAGAGGCCAGAGACUCUCAAGCUGCUAGAGAGAAGAGAAAAUGGGAAAGUAGCACAUGGAACUCAGAACACGUCGUGUAUGUCAUAUCUGCUGCUUAUCUGCCUUCAUCACUGACUUCUUCAAGCAAAAUCAUCGCCAGCUCAUCAGACAUGAUCCAGAUCGUUGGCAGCAAACCUGAUAAAGACGGCAAGAUCUUCCGCGCAGCCGUCCACAAGGAACUGCUCUGUUACUUUUCGGCGUAUUACACUGCAGCUCUUAAGGGUGGCUUCUCUGAGUCCAAGAAAGACACUAUCACGAUGGAGCUUCCAUAUGAUCAGAUGCAGGAUUUGAUCUCAUGGCUGUACACUGGUAAACUCCUCAGCCAUACAACAUCCCCGCUACUCAAGUUCUACAUCUUUGCAGACGAAAAGAUGAUGCUGGCACUUCGCCGAUCGAUCAUGACGCAACUCAUCUACUGUCAGGAUCAAGAUAUGGAUAUUCUCCUACUCGCUGACGCAAUGCCUUGCUUGAAAGUUCUGCCUCAAAACUCUGGUCUGUUCCGUUAUAUGGUGGAUUUCUGGGUUCACCGCGGAAGUCAAUACUAA